This is a messenger RNA of Chlamydomonas reinhardtii, 2980 nucleotides long. RefSeq lists its product as uncharacterized. The coding region runs from base 494 to 1999 and encodes 501 amino acids. The transcript is spliced from 4 exons. The record is from RefSeq and is a predicted model, not a curated record. NCBI's taxonomy places the organism in Eukaryota, Viridiplantae, Chlorophyta, Chlorophyceae, Chlamydomonadales, Chlamydomonadaceae.
GAGGCAGCGAGCGACCGUUGAGAGGAAUAAGCUGUCGCGAUUCUUAAGGGCCCUGUAGAGGGCCCUUAAGAUGCGUAGAAACUGUUUGUUGCUAACAGUUUUGUUACAAGGCUCAACCCUAAAAUUGCCUUCCAUUUAUGGCAGGCCGCAAUCCGGCCGACCAACUCCUGUGUUUCCUUGAUCAAGCUAUUGAUGGCUCACACCUUGUAGUUUGUUUUAUAUUAUAGUAAAACUGGCCUCGCGAAAACAUGUUCAUCGCGAAAACCUGGUGGGCGCUCGCCGCCCGCUGACAUUGCGUGUGGAUUUUGGCUUGGUGAUUAAAUCGCAUCGGCAUUCGGCUGUUACCAAUGCCAGCAAGCCAGUCGAGCGUGCCAGGAGGCGAGUCGAAGUCGAGGCAGACGGCGGGCGGGCCGUCGUACGGAAUCGGCCAGCAGAAUUUAUAGCCCUCGGCGCGCAAAUGGUCACCAUAAUUAGCUGAACGACCUCUGUAACAAUGAGGUCCAGCUAUUCGCUGGUUGCCGUUCUCGUGGCUGCCGCAUUCGCGGCCGCCCAGGGUGCUCAGUCGGGCUUGUACACCUCGUUCCCCUACUGCCAGUGCAAGAAGUCUCCCUCGGCCUACAAGCUGGGUGAUGUCGUCGUUGCCAAGGGCAACAACCAGUACUGCUUCAAGCUGAGCGCCAAGGUGCCGGCUGGCUGCACUGACUACUGCUGCACCAAGGCGGACCUGAAGAAGAUCGAGUUCAACGUCUACGAGGCGUGCGACGUCUUCGGCGAGGUGGUGAAGGCCACCAUCAACGGCGUGCCCACCAAGGUUGGUGUCUCGUUCCACGAGCCCAUCGAUGGCCCCGUCGGCUCCACCACUCUGGUGCUGACCCAGCUGGGCCUGGGCCUGGCCAGCGACGGUGCUGAGAUUUGCAUCACCCUGUCGCUGAACAAGAACGGCAAGGGCUGCACCUCCCUUGAGGAGCUGUGCAUUCCUCCCCCUGGCCUGCCCAAGGGUGUGUGCUCGGCUGCGCUGUUCGACAGCCAGAACGACUGCUGCCCUAUCUCCACGCCCGGCAUCCCGAGCCCUCCUCCCCCCAGCCCGCCUCCUCCGUCUCCUCCUCCUCCCUGCACGGCUUGCGUGUACCUCUCCAUCCUUGAGACCGGCAACGUUGUCUUCCCUUACGAGUUCUCCCAGCAGGACUGCGACGACUACGCUGCUAUGAUCGGCGACGAGCUCCAGACCGAGGCCGAGAACCUGGGCGUCGCGAUCAACUUCGCCCCGGCUGUUUGCUCUGGCGACGUGAUCAAGCUGUGCGCCACCUUCUUCUCAUCGGAGCAGGGCGCCGAGCUGCAGCCCUUCAUCGAUGAGCGCCUGCCCUUCUGGCUGCAGCUGAUCACCGGCGUCCAGGGCUGCCCCGCCUUCCUGACUGGCUACAGCGCUUACGCCGCCGUCGGCGGCAUCGGCGGCUCCGCACAGGCCCCGGAUGCGUCUUGCCUGAGCGGCUUCCAGUCCCAGGCCUGCGCCCCCGAGCCUGUGGACUUCCCCAAGUGCGCUUGCGUCACCACGCCCGGCGCCACCCCCUUCGCCUUCACGCCCGUCAUUUCCACUAUGGCCGGCCGCACCAAGGACACCACCUCUUACUGCUUCAGCAUCACCCUUGUGACCCCCAACAGCGCCACCAGCCCCUGCGGCCGGAGCACCAGCCUGCUCAAGGCCGAGUUCUACGCCGACGACAAGAAGCGCCGCGCCAUCACCGGCGUGUACGUGCAGCCCAAGACCGGCACCGGCAAGUGGCUGUCCGCCACCUGGGGCGCUGUGGACGAGCAGACCGUCAAGGCUACCCCCCUGAACUGGAGCAAGGACCAGGCGAAUGGCGGUACUAUCUGCCUGGAGCUGAAGAACGACACCCCCCUGUCGGACUUCUGCCUGCCCGCGCCCGGCGGCUCGUGCUACGGCAACUUGUUCGACGACAGCAAGAACUGCUGCCCGCUGUACCAGGCGAGCCUGCCGUAAAUGGCACAGCCCGCAGCAGCCGAGGCGUCGCGUGUCCAUACACACAAGGUGGAAGCCGCUUGGAAGCCGCGCGGCUGACCCACCCUGUUUGAGUUCUUGUGGCAGCGGACUUGCUUCGCGGCAGCUGUGCAAACAGCUGCUGCGGCCACACGGCCUGGCAAUAUCGCGAGCUGGCACGGAGCAUAGCUGGUGACCGCUGGAGCUUAUGUGGCAGACGGCCACGGGUGGAUUUUGUGAGGCGUUGGCAGCAGAGGCAGCAGCCGCUACAGCCACGGCGCACAGCUUCGCCCGUGGGCGCGUGUUUUGAAUUGGGUUCGGAAAAAUGGCUUGAUUGGGUAGUUGACAAAGUGACAGAUGAGAUCACUGCCUCGCAGGAUUAGUGUUGUGCGCGUGUGUCUAAACGGCAUGGCACUUGGUGCGGUGCGGGUUUUGUUGGGGGCGGCUUGGCGACUCGCCACCAGCUGAAUGCGGAUUGCGUGAAGCACCGCCGCGAGGGCUGGCGCGGUGAAUCGUGCAACUGAUCCACAACUCGACUGUGUUUAAUAUGGGCAGUACAUAAGAGCACUCGUGUGUGUAAAUGAUCAUGCGCAUUGACUGUUUGCUUAGGUUAGCGUCAUCCUGGGACUGCAAUCAGCGGAGCCGCGUUCCGGUUACAAGCCUCAGGAGAGGCUAACGGACACGGUUCAUAGAUGUGGUUGGCCGGGACCAUUGUUCCCGUGGCCGUGCAUAACGGCGAAAGCUCUGGUGAGAAGCAGGAGUUUGUGCGCAGGGCUAUUGCCUGUUGCCCCUGUAAACCGGUUUGGGGGCACAGUACGAACGCGUCAUAUUGAUAUAAUUUUCAACAUAAGUUGAAUGCCAGCCAGGCUGCGGCGGUAACUGCGGCAGGGGACAGCACGGUGGUCCCGAGUCAGCAGCUGAGUGACAGCCCCCAACGUGUCAUCCGUCAGGAUGCGCAGCUGGCGUCAGGGCUUUCUGCAAUCU